Messenger RNA from Trichobilharzia szidati, 1437 nucleotides. NCBI's taxonomy places the organism in Eukaryota, Metazoa, Platyhelminthes, Trematoda, Strigeidida, Schistosomatidae. The record is from the annotation of a GenBank genome assembly.
AUGAAUACAACUCCACUUCAUCCAGAUACGCUUUCACAUGAUAAGGAGGCAGAAAUACAGUCGCUCAAACAGAAGUUAACUGAGGUUAACGCGGAAAAUGUUCGUUUGAAAUGGCGUUUAUUUUCUGAGUUAGCACAUGUUGCUCAUUUCCGAAGUAAAUCUUGGAGUGCUAAAAACCUCUAUGAAGAUUCACUUUUAUACGAAAAGUAUUAUAAAGCUCAUGGUAUUGAAUUUGGAUCAGACGUACCAGUGCAUCAUCAGCUUCCUCUGAAUGCUAAGUUGUUGAAGGAGAACGCCCAAUUAAAGAAGCAGUUAGAAAUAACUUUGGCUGAAACUGAUGUCAUCAAAGCGUCUGCAGUCAAUGAGAUUAGUUACUUGCAGAAUGCUUUGGCUGCUGAGUCAGGAGACCAUGCUGCAUCUGUCUGUCAACUUAAGGAAGAAUUAAACCAAGCUAUUCGAGUUAUUUACUUUCUUUUGAAUCAGUUCACACAAUUUAAUGAAGUUCUCAAGAAAGGAGCUGGUGAAAUCAAUCAACUUAAAAUCCAAAAUAAUAUGAAUAAUCAUCUAAUUCUUUCGUUACAAUCGCAACUUCAGUUUACUAGAGACAAACAAAAGCUGUUAGUUGAUCGUUUGAACGAGUUGGAAUCACGUUUUUUAUGGAGUUUGACAACUGUUACAGAAGUCAAUGACAAAUCAAAAAUUGAUGUAAUUCGUUUUAAGCAGCUAUUAUUAAUGUCUAAACACCUAUUGGACAUAGUGGGAAAGCUUGAAUUCAAGAUUUCAUUUCUUGAAAAUCAGCUUGAUAUUGUGAAAAUAAGUAGUAAAAUGAGUAACAACGUUCGGAGAAACUCCAAAUGCAAAACAGGUAUUCAAUCUGCUGUAAUGCCUUUAGUGGCUCCUAAUUUAGCUUAUAGCCGGUUGGAUGGUGUUUUGGAUUUGGAAAUCAUUAACCAGCAAGCUUUCAGCAAGGCAAUAAGUCUACAUGCACCACGUUUUUGCCGUUACCAAAUUCGUUGCUCACCCCAACUAAUGGAAUUUCAUUCAGAUAUAACAGUCCUGAAGCAUGAUGAAUUCUUGAGGAUAGUGUGUUCAGUUGCUGAAAAUGUUGAUUUGAGUGAUGUGAAGUUUACUGUACACUCCAACUCAAUAGGUGAAUAUUCAGUGACUAGGUUGACUAGACGUCAAAUUUCAGACCCUGGUUCAUCAGAAAUGCUGGUUAGAGGAAUCUCUGAGGAAGAAGUGACAAGAGUGUCAGAUGUAUCCGUUGGAAAGAUUGUACCUUCACUUGGUGCUAAAGGCUUGCAUAAUAUGCUAAGAAAAUCAUGUUCCCAUCUACUUCCCAGAUUUAUUAAUCACCGUUUCAGGUCACUUACAUUCCCAGUUUUUCGCAAGUUCAAAAGUAAAACUGAUAAUAUACCAUCACACAAUAUGAGAUGA